AUGCGGCUUAACAUUACUACCGGGAAGGAAAAGCAUAGUGAAUCAUGCACGUCGAUAGCUGUUUCUAUUUCAGGAUACGUUAUUAGUGGUAGCGAUGACUUUACGGUUCGGCGUUGGAACAUGAAUGGUGAGGCCCUUGGUAUAGUCAAGCGGUUUGCCAGCUGUGUAACCCUGCUGACCUGGGUUCCCACGUCUGGCUGCCUGCGACGCGGGCGUGGGGAUCUGAAAGGUAAAGAUACUUGUCUUGUUGCUUGUUCAGAUGGUAUUGUUUCUUUUGUGAACGCUGCCAGUGGUCGCGUGGAGUCCACUAUAGAGGCCCAUGUUGGUAAUGUGACUGGUCUCGUGUAUUCUCCCGAAGGCAACUCACUUAUUACUGCAGGUGAGGAUGGGGCCGUUAAGGUGUGGUCUCAGGCGGGAAUCCCUCGUUCCACCCUAGCCAACACUGGAAAGUGUAUCUACACCUUAUGCUGGGGCUACGAGAAGACCGAGCUUGGGGGGGACUGUGUGUUGUAUACAGUUGGUUCAGAUGUUAUUAUUAAGCCUUUUAAUCCAUCAAUUAGGAAACAAAUUAAGUGGUGCGCACACAGUGGUGUUGUGCUUACGGCUGAUUGGUCUCUUAUGAGUGGUUUCAUUGUCACUGGAGGUGAGGAUGGUAUGUUCAAGGUUUGGGAUCCGUAUGGACGCGCUAUUUACACUUCUUCUAUUGGCAAGCAUCCUAUCACUUCUGUCAAGUUUUCCGCUGAUGGAGAACUCUUUGGAGUGGGCUCGUUUAAAAGCUUGCGUGUCUGUGAUAAGACGGGUUGGAGCCACAGCUACGAGAAGUUGUCAGAAGGUAGUGCCAUGUCUAUUCAAUGGACUCCUGAGGGAACACAACUUAUUGUGGGCUGCGGCACUGGUGCUGUCUGUACCGCACAGCUUAUCAACCACAAGGUCACAUGGGGCCCCUAUUGUGCCACGUUGGUGGACAGUCAUAAACUGACAGUGCAAAACAUCGCUGAGGACACUGUUGAGAAGCUCGAGCAGCGUGACAAGGUGAUAAAGCUUGAGAUUGGCUAUGGCCACAUCAUUGUGUGCGCUAUCACUUACUGUGCUUGUUACCCUGUAGACCGUCUCAACGCUCCCGUGCAGUUUGACCUGAGUGACGCUGUGGUAACCCUGAAGCUUGCUCCGGCUUUGUUCCUGCUGGCUGAUUGCAGCCAGGGCAUUCAGCUUUACUCGUACGAAGGCCGCAUGGUAUGCACACUACGGCUACAGCUAGCCCUGAAGCCAGAGAUUAUGGCAGCUGACCUUAUCUCGUUGUCAAACGAUACCGUCGCUAUGCGCAACCCCAUGGAUCACAAGAAGCUCCUUUUUUUUUCGACUAUGAGUGGUAAACAGCUCGACGCGUCGACGGUGGCUCACCAAGUGGACAUUGUUUCUGUCCAUCUUUCGCAGUUUGGGUUAAUCCACGAUCGUAAAGUUGCUUUUGUCGACCGUAACAGAGACCUCUUCUUGUGCCUCGCUCAGCACAAGCUGGGCAUACAAAAGAUCAGCACUAUGGCUUCCAGUGUCGCCUGGCACGAGAUGCAUGAGACGCUAGUUGCCAUCACGGAUGGCCACCUCACGAUUUGGUACUGCCCUUGUAUGUAUUUUACAAAUCGAGAUCUUGCAUUCAAAACUAAGGAGGUACAUGACGACGGUAGUGACGAGUUCAGCCCGAACGAUCGCAUCACUAGCUUUCAUAGCGCACGAGUGCAGAUACGUCGUGGAAGCGAUGGCGCUUUACUAACGCUUUCCGUAUCACCCUACCCCAUUAUCCUUUUCCAAUUCAUGGAGAAGAGUAAUUGGGAGGGUGCCAUGCGUCUUGCACGUUUUCUUAAUAGUGAUCUACUCUGGACCGUUCUUACUGGCCUCGCUCUGAGCAAGGGUGAACUGAACGUGGCUGAGACGGGUUAUGGUGCUCUGUGUCACCUUGACAAGGUGCGCUACCUUCAUUCACUCAAGGAACUCUCGUUGCCUGAGGCUCGUCAGGCAGGACUGGCACUGUUCCAACAACGCCCGGUUGAAGCAGAACGCAUCUUGUUGCAGGCGGGGCUUGUGUACCGUUGUAUUGACAUGCACACCCAGCUCUUUAACUGGGAGCGCGCCCUUGAAAUUGCGAAGGAUCGAAAGACACACGUUGACACAGUUAUGGCGAGACGUCAAAGAUAUUUGGAGGAGACCGCCAAGAAGGAAACUAUCACCGCCUUUAAGGAGCUAGAGGGAGUUAUCAAAGUGAAUUGGAGUGUAAUUGAGGAAAAAAUAAAACAAGAGAUCAUUAAAGAGGCAGAGCGCCCCAAUGCUGUGCCAUAUCACUAA
Phytomonas sp. EM1 is the source of this 2337-nucleotide messenger RNA. The record is from the annotation of a GenBank genome assembly. NCBI's taxonomy places the organism in Eukaryota, Euglenozoa, Kinetoplastea, Trypanosomatida, Trypanosomatidae.